Aspergillus calidoustus is the source of this 1665-nucleotide messenger RNA. The record is from the annotation of a GenBank genome assembly. Lineage: Eukaryota; Fungi; Ascomycota; Eurotiomycetes; Eurotiales; Aspergillaceae.
AUGUCUCGUUUCAGCUUCCUUGCUCUGCUAUCCCUGGCUACAGCCUCCUUGGAUUCAUCCCACGAGCAUCCCAGGUACUCCAUCGAUCGGCGUCAGCUGCCUCAGGAUCCAACCGGUGUCAAAACUAUCGAGACACCCAAUGGCGUGACUAUCCGGUACAAGGAGCCCGGCAAAGAGGGUGUCUGCGAGACCACCCCUGGCGUCAAUUCUUACUCUGGAUAUGUCGAUCUCUCGCCGGAGUCUCACACCUUUUUCUACUUUUUCGAGGCAAGAAAUAACCCAGCGACUGCGCCGAUUACCCUUUGGUUGAAUGGGGGUCCUGGAAGUGACUCGCUCAUCGGUCUAUUCGAGGAGCUGGGGCCGUGCUCUAUCAACGAGAACCUUACGACAGACGUCAACCCUUACUCGUGGAGCGAGGUCUCGAACCUCCUCUUCAUCUCUCAGCCAUUGGGAGUCGGAUUUUCAUAUGCCGAAACCGAGGAGGGCUCGCUCAACCCCGUUACUGGUGCUGUUGAGGACGCCUCGUUUGCUGGUGUCCAGGGUCGCUACCCCAAGAUCAAUGCUACGUUGAUCGACACCACCGAUCUUGCUGCUCAUGCUGCCUGGGAAAUCGUCCAGGGCUUCCUUGGUGGUCUGCCCCAAUUGGAUAUUGAGAUCAAGUCCAAGGACUUUAGCUUGUGGACGGAGAGUUAUGGAGGACACUAUGGCCCAGCGUUCUUCAACCACUUUUACGAGCAGAACCAGAAGAUCGCCAACGGAAGCGUCCAAGGUAUCGAACUCAACUUCAACUCUCUUGGUAUCAUCAACGGAAUCAUCGAUGAGGGUAUCCAGGCCUCCUACUACCCCGAAUUUGCAGUCCACAACACUUACGGCAUCGAGGCUGUCAAUGAGACAGUCUACAACUACAUGAAGUUCGCCAAUGAGAUGCCCAACGGUUGCCAGGACCAGGUCGCUCUGUGCAAGCUGACCAACCGCACUUCGUUGAGCGACUUUGCUCUUUGCACGGAGGCAACCAACAUGUGCAGAGACAAUGUUGAGGGCCCCUACUACUCCUUUGGCGGCCGGGGCGUCUACGAUAUCCGCCACCCCUACGAUGACCCCACGCCUCCUGGCCUUUUCGAGCCCUUCCUCCGCCAAGACUGGGUCAUGAACGCCCUCGGCGUCUCGGUGAACUACACAUCAUCCAACCAAGAGGUCUACUUCGCCUUCCAGCAACGCGGCGAUUUUGUUUUCCCCAACUUCCUUGAAGACCUGGAAGAAAUUCUAACAUACCCCGUCCGAGUCUCCCUAAUCUACGGUGACGCAGACUACAUCUGUAACUGGUUCGGCGGCGAAGCCGUCUCGCUCGCCAUCGACUACCCGCACAAGAACCAGUUCCACGCCGCAGGCUACGUGCCCCUCCUCGUUGACGGCAUCGAGUACGGCGAGACGAGAGAGUUUGGAAACUUUUCAUUCACGAGGGUUUAUGAGGCGGGCCACGAGGUUCCGUACUAUCAGCCCGAGGCGUCGUUGCAGCUGUUUAACCGGACUCUGUUUGGGUAUGAUAUUCCCGAGGGGAAAGUGAAGAUCCGGGGUGGGUUUGCGACGGAUGGGACGGCUACUGCGACGCAUACCGAGUCGUUUGUGGCGUUGCCAACUCCCGAGCCGGGUUCUCUUGUUAGGUAG